AUAGAAGUGUUUGCAGUUUGGCCACCUCAAUUUCCUCUGUUAAGGCUAUUUGGCAAGCUGAGCUUCAGACAAAUCUGAAUUCUGAAAUUUGAAUUGCCUUUCUCCUCCUGGAUUCAGUCUUUUUCCUGUACCCUUCUCCAUGAAUCCCAAUCCCAAUCCCAAUCACUACCUCUCCCCUUAUCCCCCUCAAAACCCUAACCCUACCCCUAAUUUCUUCUUCCGCCCUGUUCCCCAAGUCCAACCCCCUCCACCACCACCGCCACCACCACCUCCACAAAUUCCUCUGACCACCGCCACUCCGAUUCCGGAUCUCUCAACCUCGCUUUCGUCUCUCAAGUACCUCAUUUCUCUGUCUCAGCAAACCCUCACUUCCUUGUCUUCUCUCCUCCAUCCCAAAACUAGCUCUCCACAGCCUCAAAAUGUUAACCAUGUUUCCUGCCCCUACAACCCUCACCACCGCAUGCCACCAGAGUCGCUCUUUCGCCAUUCUCUUCGCUGUCCAUCUCCUCUCUUUGAAGACCCCACUUCUCUUAUUGACUCUCUGCAUUACCCAAAAACCUUAAACCUCCAAAACCCCGAUAAAAAUUUCAUUGCUCGGCCAGUUGAGGACUCCAAUAAUGCUGAACCUUGCUUGUCUUUGGAUGGCUAUUUCAACGAGUUUGGUUCCAAUUUCUUUUAUAAAGAUUGCCCAGGUGUUGUUAAAUUCAAUGAUUUAGACAACUCAAAUAAAAUGUUUACAUUACCUGGUGUUUUAUCAGUAGAAUGUGCAAAUUUUGUUGAUAGUAGAGAGAGAGAUAUUAAGUCGUUUGACAAAAAUGGGCUUAGAAUUUUGCCAUCAGAUUUGUGGGCGAUUAGGAGAGAAGUUAUGGGUUGGGUUGACUAUCCGAGUACAUACUCAUAUGGUGCUUUUUGUUCCAAUUUGCAGUUAAAUGCAAUCAAAGUUAGUGACUUGAGGAGGUGGGUCAUUGCCAAUUCUCCACGUUAUGGGGUGGUGAUUGAUGUUUAUAUGAGGGAUCAUGUAUGUGUGCUUUUUAGGCUUUGUUUAAACGCAAUUAGAAGAGAAGCUUUGAGUUUUAUUGGUCAUGGUAUGAAUAUGAAAACUUUGAGUUAUGACUGUCCAGUUUUGGGUCAAGUUUUGAUGUGGAUUGCUUCUCAGCUUUCUAUUUUGUAUGGUGAAAUGAAUGCGAAGUGCUUUGCUAUUCACAUUUUUGGGCAAUGUGUAUUAGAGGCUGCUAAUGGGGUGUUGUUUCCCUGGGAGUUUGAUUUGAAAGAAAGAUCAACAGAGUUGGAUGCUAACGAUAGUGGCCUGAGAGAUGUUAAAUUUGGAGAACCUCUUGAAGGAAGUAUGGAGUCUAAAGUAGGUAAAGAAGUGGAUGAAAAUACUGAUGUAGAGGGUAUUUUUGUGUCCCAAGUGGCAGCUGCAGUUGCAGCAUUGCACGAAAGGUCACUACUAGAAGCAAAAAUAAAGAAAUUACGAAUACCUCAACAACUACCAAGAUAUCAGCGGAUGACUGAGCAUGAUUAUGUAUCAAAAAGAGCAGAUGAGGAGCGUAAGGCACGUUCUAACUAUAGAGCUAUUAUUGAGCAUGAUGGCCUGCCUUCAAGGAAAUCAAGUAACCAGGAAACAAGCAAGACUAAGACUAGAGAGGAGUUGUUGGCUGAAGAAAGGGAUUACAAACGCCGAAGGAUGUCAUAUCGUGGGAAGAAGUUGAAAAGGACAACUUUACAGGUGAUGAGGGAUAUAAUAGAUGAAUAUAUGGAGGAAAUCAAACAAGCUGGAGGGAUUGGUUGCUUUGAGAAGGUAGCUGAAGAGGAAGGGCUGCCUCGUAAACCACCCUCCACAACUGAUAUUGCUUUGGAUGUUAAUGAGCUAAGGAAAAGCAGUAGCAAGUCUUCUGAAGCAAUAAGAUCUACUCCAAAUCAUUACCAAAAACAAUUACACUCCGAUCAUAACAUCAGAUCUACAACUUCCAGGGAUGCUUCACUUCAAUAUUCUGAGCAACGGGGACAAGGCCAUAAUAGGCAUCAUGAACAAGUAGAAUAUCCGAGAAGUGCCGGUCGAGACAGCCAUGGUAGACAACCUUAUUCUAGAAGUCCAGAAAGACAUAAAAGUCAUGGCCUAUUGCAUGAACGGAGUAGCCGCUAUAGAGAACGAGAUGGUGUGGAAUUGACCAUUAUCAAACAUCAUGAGAAAAGAUCUUCUUGCAAGUCCAACUAUCAAAAUUACAAGUCAUCUCAUUCUUUAUCAGAUUCUUCUAAUAAUCAUGGUGUGCAGAAGGAUGAUGAAAAAUGGGCUGUUAGAGAUAGGCAUCUAAGACACUCGUAUGGGGAUCACAGUUCGAAUGUUCUGGCAAAAAAUGCAUUUGAGGAUAGGUACAACCCUGCAGAAUCUCAUGACACAUAUGAAGAUGGUGUCUACACUGGAAACAAGUAUGUCAGACAAGAAGAAUUCCAUGAAUAGGCUAGCAGCAUUUCUGCAAAGGCUUGAGAAACAUUCUGACAAAUUGCAUAUGGUUAUCCUCAGAAAUUUCCAACUAGUUUCCUGUUGUGGGUAGGAAGUCAUCAGGCUUCAGCAAUUGUAUCCUUCUUUGUAUCCUUGACUGUUUUAUUUUCUUUUUGGUUCUCUAUCAUGUACAUGGUGACUCCUUUUUCACCCUUUUUUUUUUUAUCUAUUUGAAGCAACAUUAACAUGUAGCAUGCAAUGCUAGUAAGGUUUUUCUUUUUUUUUUUUUUUUUUUUUUUUUUUUUCAAUAUGAAGAUUUUGGAAUUAUCACAAUAGUUAGAUUGAUAAUUGAACUAUCUUAUUACCAAAAGGUAAUAACCAAUCAGCAGGGUUUUCAUGUUUGCCUGGAUUAGAACAGUGUCAAGUUUAAAAUUCUUGGUUCUUCCAGGAGAAAGUUGAAAUUACCCUUCUCAUAAUUUUUUUAUGUUGACUUUCCUCCAUAUUUGGAGUAUUUUAUUUGUAUACAUGCAACGCUAGGUUAUCCUUUUGAAUUUGCUUAUAACUCGCAUUACUGCUUGUAGAUUACAAAAGAAGGCAACAAUGUUUUCCAGAGAAUAUGUGUGAAGUUUUUGGAGCUCCAUAUGGUUUGAAAAGAAGGUUGACAAUGAAAUUAAUGAAUUUCUCACCAUGGUAAGAUGAUUUUUCACAGAAGGGAUUUUUCACAGAAGGCUUUGCUUUUUUGUCUUAGUGGUUGCACUUGAGAUGUAGAACUGGAGUUGGUGCUCAUCUGCUAUUGUGUUUUUUUUCUUUUACUCCCCUCGACUGUUGUGUUUUACCGUGUAAUAUGAAUAUAAAAUGGUUCUAACAUUUUGACUCUGAUUAUAUAUAUUGUUUUUACUAA
Hevea brasiliensis (rubber tree) is the source of this 3344-nucleotide messenger RNA. Its product is annotated as U11/U12 small nuclear ribonucleoprotein 48 kDa protein. The transcript has 5 exons. Lineage: Eukaryota; Viridiplantae; Streptophyta; Magnoliopsida; Malpighiales; Euphorbiaceae. The record is from RefSeq and is a predicted model, not a curated record. The coding region runs from base 140 to 2461 and encodes 773 amino acids.